AUGUCUGAAGCUCUCCUCAUCUACUCAUCCGCGAUGUCUCCAGGCGCCAUCCAUAACCUUGAAGCGCAUACGCAUACGCAGCAUACUCAGUCCAACGUCAAUGGCAGAAAACGAGCACGAGAAUCCGUUGAUAGCGACGAUCAUCUACUAUCUAAAGUCAAGAGAACCAAGUUCGCCAUCGAAAUCCCUCCUCCAAAAAUAAAGUCGCUUCCACCACGAAAACGAUCCGGCGUUAUUAAAUCGAACGCGAAUCCCGACCUUACCUCUGCGAACUCCGUGCAACAGCUACAAAUAGCAUCAUCAGCAGAUGUACGAACGGCACACCCACCAACCCAGAAAUCACCAACUCAGAAAUCACCAACUCAGAAACAACCAACCCAGAAACAUCAACCACAACCUACAAAACAUCGCAAUAAAGUUGCCAAUGGCAUCAGACAUGAGUUGGACCGAUUACAGGAUAGGCAACAGGUCACCAAGUCCGACAUAAAGGACGAGAGGCGGAAGCUUCGAUCGCAAGGGACGAAAUUUAAGAGUGAAUUGUCGGCGUACUUCCCAGAGUAUGAUGAAAUCAUUGGAAAUGUUCCAAAAGAAGAACGUAGGUUUUACAACGAAAUUGGAUACUCAAACCGUAGCUUACUUCCCUAUCCAGAUUUCUUAGAUGCCGACACGCCAAUCAUUAUCAUUGAUAGCUCCAAGAUAAAACAACCGCGUAUGACCAAGAAGGAAAGGGAGAGGCAGGAGGACGAAUAUCUAGAUAGAGUCAAAGACCGGGCUGAUCCGCAUUACGGCGAUUAUCCAGUUAAAAAAUACCCAUCCUCUCUCUUCUCCAAUCUUCAAGGUAAACAUGAAGUGAGUUUCUGGUCAAGGACUGCUGUGACCUGUGAUGAGGAUCCUCUAUCCGAGCAGCACUUCAAGACGCUCCACAAACGACCAGAACGCCAAGAAAAAGCUGUACGAAACGCUGAUAAAAGCCGCGCCCAACAUGAGAGAGAUUCGGUCAUUCGACUGAUGGAAGGCUUGCAAGGGCCGGAUUGGUUGAAGACUCUUGGCAUCAGUGGCAUUACCGAAAGCAGGAAGAAGGAAUUCGGUUCAGCACGACAAUACUUCAUAAAAGGGUGCGAGACAAUCCUUGAGAAGUUCCGGAUCUGGAAGGACGACGACAAGCAAAGGAAGUUGAUGAAGGACAGGGCGAUAGCCGAAGCACUUGCAAGAGCUAAGGCGGAGUCAACAGUCAAAGCAGAGUCCAAAGAAGGCGAAGAGUCGGAGGAUGAUUUCGAAAGCAUCGGCGAUCAAAGCAAUGGCGAUCCUCCAGAUCUUAGUGAUAUUGAUGCUUCUGCGGCAAGGCAAUUGCAUGAUGAGGCAAUCGCCAGUUCUGCUCCUCGACCUGGAGCUGGACCAAACUCGAUUUUUGGACCGCUUCUUGCUGCAGCCCCUACUGUGGAGAGAGAAUUCACGUCAUUCUUCCCAAAACCAUAUUUACGCGAUGCAGCACUUGGAAAGUACCGACGUAGUGGUAGAAGCGUUAUCGCCUGGGGCCAUCCCGUUCCUGAUCUUCCAGAAGAACUCGAGUUCGGAUUGCCGGACGAAUUCUUUUUGAUGAGGCAAAAUUCUGGGUCUCCAGCAAGAGAUUACAGAAUAAACGGAGGAAGAAAAACAAGAGAUUAA
Molecule: messenger RNA, 1665 nt
Organism: Sclerotinia borealis F-4128
Lineage: Eukaryota; Fungi; Ascomycota; Leotiomycetes; Helotiales; Sclerotiniaceae
Source: the annotation of a GenBank genome assembly